This is a messenger RNA of Brachypodium distachyon (stiff brome), 1017 nucleotides long. RefSeq names its product protein TIFY 3. The transcript is spliced from 5 exons. Gene Ontology annotation, biological process: response to wounding; regulation of defense response; regulation of jasmonic acid mediated signaling pathway. The record is from RefSeq and is a predicted model, not a curated record. Lineage: Eukaryota; Viridiplantae; Streptophyta; Magnoliopsida; Poales; Poaceae. The coding region runs from base 141 to 731 and encodes 196 amino acids. Gene Ontology annotation, cellular component: nucleus.
UCGCUGUACACAUUACCCGCUCCCGGUCUCUCUUUAUCUCCGAGCCCUCCCGUUUCCUUCAAUUCUCUCUUCAAGUCCCUUUCCCAAGCCCCAGAGAGAGAGAGAGAGAGAAGAGAGAGAGCAGUUGGCUGAAGCCAGAGAUGGAUCUGCUGGAGAGGAGCACUAUUAAGGGGGAAGAGGGGAGGAAGGAGCAGGAGAAGGAGACCCAGGAGUCGCAGCAAGGGCAAGGACUCGGCAGACCCCCACUGGCCAACGGCAGCAGCAGGUCUGGAAUGUUGCCAAUGUCGAGCCCUCCAGCUAAUCCUGCACAGCUUACCAUUUUCUACGGUGGAUCAGUAUGUGUAUAUGAUUCAGUGCCACCAGAGAAGGCUCAAGCAAUCAUGCUUAUUGCAGCAGCUGCUGCGGCGGCCACAAAAACUACUGCUGCCACAGCUGUUAAGCCUCCAGUGAUGCCUGCAAACAAUGCUGCCCAAGCUGCAGCGCUUACCCGCUCACUCUCACUUCAGAGCACUUCUGUAGCAGCUGGACAACCUAUGGCUGUCACAGAUCCUAGCUCGAUUUCGAAGCUUCAGGCUGAUCUCCCCAUUGCCCGGAGGCACUCCCUUCAGCGCUUCCUGGAGAAACGUCGUGACAGCAGGAUCGUGAGCAAAGCUCCUUACAGCCCUGCAAAGCCAUCUGAAGGCAUGGGAGCAUCUGGGAUGGAGAUAGCUGCCGAGGGCAAGGCCCAGUAACCGAAAGACAGUCCCUGACGUUUCGAAGAAGGAAAAAAAAAAGGAUGUGUGUUAUGUUAGCUGAUGCGAUGUUUACACCUUAGUGUCGUGAUAAUAAUUCGACCAGAACCUCUAUUGCCAUUGUUCUGUUCUCUUUUGCUAGUUUACUCUGUCGCGGAACCUGUUUACUCCGCCGAACUGCUAUGGUAUGCUGUCCCUGUAAAUCGUGCCCCUUGUCUGUCUGACCGUGACUUUGUUCCCCUAGUCAAUGAUAUCAUCCAUCUGUGUUGCCCCAGUUAUACAACUA